CCUGAUACUGAAUAACCCACCCUCAACCCAGACUGAUAUAACAAAAAAACACAGAAUAAUUGCUUAAGUUUGCCUUCUCUGAAGAGUAUAACUAUGUGGGAGUGUAGCUUGCACAUUAAAUAUUGAACAGAGUUUAGUGGCUGGAAAUCAUUAAUGAAACACCAGAGUAAUGUAUUUACGACCUUGUUCAUACAAUAUUCAUUCAGUAACUAUUGCUUUGAGCAUUAGGGGUAUAUAUAAUGAUUAUCAUAUUUUGCACUUUGACAUUUCAUUCAUGUCAAAUUUACUUUCAAACGAGCCAAACUCAUGACACAGAUUUUAAUCUCUGCAUGUUGAGGAGGUCUAAAGUACAAUUAUAGAUAUAAUGUCCUACAUAUUAAAUGUUAUGUAGUCUGACUAGUUAGGGCAACAUGAAACAAGUGCUUACCAAUGUAGCAAGAGUAUUCAUGGAGGUCAUAUUAUCAGUUGCUGUAAGGAUGAAGGACGAGCUGGGAACCCAUGCAACUGUGUAGCUGGAAUUGCUUGGAAUAGACAGAUUGAAAGGUGGUGACCCAGCAGAGGAAAAAGUGACAACGCAGGGUUAUAGCAGUCUGACCACAUGGUAGCAGAAGACAACUUCAACCCUGUGGCAAUGGCCUCUUGUACCGAUGGCUUCCACUUCACUGUGCAGCACAUUCACAUGCGACCCCAGAUGUUUCUGGGUGAGUCCUCCACACUGGACGAGGUAUUUUUAUCCGGGCGACCCCAGGGUCAUGACUGGGAGGACUCCACCAUUCUGCCCGAUGUGGAAUGCCUGAUAGAGAAGGACACUGCAAAAGUGGAAGACUCUUCAGAGGAAAAAGAUAUUUUAAGUCAUUCUGGACCGAGUUGUUACCAACUCUCAAUUUCAUCUGUGAUUUUGAUCUCAAUAAUAUGUAUACUAGUCGUGACUUGCAGGAAUUAUGUCAAAGAUCUGUUACUAUGGCUAGAACAGACAGACCCAUAUAUCAGUGUAUUCAUUUUCCUCCUUCUGUUCAUUGUGACUUCUUUUCCCAUGGCCUGGGGAUACAUCCUUCUUAUGGUGGCCGCGGGAUACCUCUAUGGCUAUAUAUAUGGACCCUUAGUAGUGUUAAUAUGUGGAACUGUGGGGAUUAUUGUAGCACAUUUAGUAAUGAAAAACUGCUGUCGAGACUUUAUCAAAAGGAGGUUCUAUAGCAGUAAGAUGGAGGCUGUUAUAAAAGUGGUUGAGAGUUCUCAGGGAUUUAAACUCAUUGCUCUGUCCAGGCUUACACCCAUUCCCUUUGGACUACAGAAUGGACUUUUUGCAUUGACAGAUACACCAUUGUGGUCUUACUGUGCUGCCUCUACCAUAGGACUAUUACCUACCACUGUGUUGAACUGUUACAUGGGGUCCACCCUGAGGACCAUGAGUGAUGUCUUGACUGACCAAUCAAAUCAGACCACUGGCUACCUAAUUCUAUCAGUCCAAAUCUUGUUAACAGUGGUUUUGCUGUGGAUUGUUAUUAGAAAAGCACGUUCAGAGCUGAAGAAAACUGUUGAAGGACAGCCAAACCAGAGCAUAGAACUCUCAGACAUCAUCAGCCAUGACAGCAUCCAUAGCAACAGAUCAACAAAGAAAUUAUCCAAUGGUGUCAUCCACACAUAGUGCAUAUGUUUAGUACAGUAUUAUAUGAUCUGGAUUAUUUGAAAUUUUGUUGAACUAUGAUUGAAGUAUUUUAAAAUCAGGUAUUACUGGUAUACAAGUAUACUUAUAGUAAAUGUUUUGUGAACUUAAAAUUCCCUGCCGAAAAUUUACUGGUAUAACAUCUGUUCAUAGUUUUAUUUAAAAAAACCCAUUGAAAUUUGACAAUUUAAUGUCUGUAUUUUUAAUCUAUGUUAAUGCAAGGGAAUCCUGAAAACUAAGACAUUUUUUUUUCUCAGUAUUGUUAUUUUUGCUACAUCCUAUUUAAGUGUCUGCCUAUUCUCAAGAAUUUCAAUAUGAUGUUGAAGAGAUUUAAAGUACUUAUUCCAGUGCAUUGUUAAAAUAUAAAAUAAUGAUUCCAUUUGUUUCAGUUAAUUCAUGACAAUUGCUCCUUGCAAUAUGAUUUGGUUGAUGCAUUCUGUAAAUGUAGAUCACUUGUUUGCCUUUAUUGAUGUUGAACAUUAUUUAGGGUUCUGUUGAACAUUUCAUGACAUGUUCAACAAUAUAAGACAAUGAUUGAUCUUUUUGACACAUGAUAGAAUGAAUGAAGCAUUUAGCCACUGUAUAUUAUAUGUUCAUUCAAUGGAUUGCUCAAAGUGCUGUGGGUUCAUUACUCUUCAUGGGCAUUAAUCUUUGGUAAUAAUUUAAGUUUGUAAAGUUAGUAAACUUUACUGUUUUGAAGACUGUUUGAUCUAUAAUGCUCUAUAGGCGACACUCAUAGACACACAUGAACAUUUUACAUGCUUCAUUAUUGUGUGUGGUGCAUGUUUUGAUUCAUCUAUCAAUUGUAUUAAAUGUAUAUCUUGUUGUCAUUUCAUUUGGGCAGUAACAAUCUGUGUGUGUUCUAUGACAUGCUUAUACAAAGACUGCUGGGAUAUAUUUAAUUGAAAAUGAACUUGAAUAGCCUUUGGCAGAGAAAAUGAUUUAGAGAGAACUUCACAAUAAACAAGUCAUGUUUGUGCACAAAAUUCUUCACCAGAGUAUUCUAAAUGCUCCUGCCUUAUUCUGUAAUAUACUUUUUAUCUAUCACAGUGAAUACUAUGAUGAAUAUAAAGCAACAUGUUUGUUGAUUUUAAAAUGUGAUAGACUAGGUCAUAUUUGAAGAUUUAUUAAAAAAAAAUACCAUUGUUUAGUGUUCAGAUUCUUUGCAGUUCACAGUUUUGUUUUAAAAUUUUAAAUUGCAUUGUUUUAUUACAAAAGUUUACCAUUGUGAGUUUCUAUUUUUGGUAUAUAUUUUACCUUUUAUGCAAAAAAGUCAGAGUUGACUGAUUACUUGUAUAUUUAGUGUAUAAGUGGUGUAUGUAUUGACUGUCAUGUACAACAUAUCAUUAGUUCAGUGGGGAACAGGAAGUCUAAUGGAGUAACUUCCUCUUUGUGUAUAACCUCAUUGCAAGUUUUUAUUGUGCACCAGUGUGAUUUUUAUAAAGGAGCAUUAUACAGGCACAUAUAGUAUCAGAUUUCAAGUUGUUACAUAAUCCGUAUAAAGAAGACAUUGUGAACAAAAGGUUAAAAGGUAUUUAUUAUUUCUACAUCAGUAUUAGACGAAGUUGUGACAUUAUGUAUGUAUGAGCAGUAUGUAGCAUUGUUUGUUCAAGAGAUUUGAGAGUUGUACAAUAAUGAGAUUUUCUGCCAAAGAUGCGUAAUUUCUAAGGUCUUUAUUUUAUGGUGUACAGUAAAACACGCUUAUAACGAAGUCCCAGGGAUGGGCAAUUGUACUUCGUUAUAAGCGUAAUUCAUUAUAUCCGUCAAGUUUACAACAUAAAAUAAAGUCACGGGGAAUGAAAAUCACUUCGCUGUAAGCAUCAAUUCAUUAUUAAUAAGCGUGUUCGCUAUAACCGUGUUUUACUGUACUUAGUACGUGAUAUAGUCAUCCAUCUCAUUGCCUGGCUUCUGUAUAAACAUUGUAAAAGAAUUGUGAUAUUAUUGAAUAUAUUUAAACAAUGAACAGAGUUAAACAAUCUUAUACAAGCAUAUAUUGCAUUCUCUUACAAUAUAUGUACAAAAAUUAUUGGCUAUGUAAAGCUGUAGUUAAGCUAUAUUUAUUGAUGGUUUGUAGAGUAACUUCCCUUAGGUUAUAUUAAAACGUAAUAGCAGUGUUUAGGGUAAUUUAAUGACAGCAAAAAUUAAGAUUCUAGAACCUCCAUGAUUCACAUCUCUUUAGGAAAAGCAAAUUAAGGCUCCAAUUGAAGCAGUUUUGCAUAAUUGCCAUCCUAUGCAAAAUUGAUACCUUAUGUAUAACAAAUACAUUCCAUUGAACAAUGAGAAUGAAUUUAUUCUCAUAAACUGACAUUAGGUAGAGUCACAGUAGAGACAUAUAAGUAAUCUUAUUAUUGUAUUACUUGUUUCUUACUUACCUAUAGUCUUAUUUAUCUCAUAGGUUAUAAAGAUCUACAUUCAGGAAAAAAUACAUUAGGGAAAAAAUAAGAUUCUUGAAUAUACAGUGCAUUUUUUUUAUCUGUAGAAAAACGAAACAAUCUAACAAUAUGGAAAGAAGCAAAUAUUGUCCAUCUGCAAUUGUCUUGUUUUUUUUGACAUUUUCAACUUCACAUGUUGUUCCUUUAUUUUAUUUGCUGUUAUGUAUGAGUGGUUAUAUAUGUGUGUAUAUUAGCUGCACUAUUUAUUCUUUAAAGUUUGAUUAUAUAUGUGUGUGAUAUAAUAGAAGUUAUAAAUUUGAAAUCAUUGAAGGUGCUGAAAUGGACAUAAAAUUGAAAUAGAAAAUUUUUAUUGUUUUUUUUCCUGCCCUUUCCUUAUGGUCAAACCAUUGGGUUCAUGGUAGAGGACUGUAAAAAUGAGAAAAUUAAAAUAGAGUGUAAACCUACA
This is a messenger RNA of Magallana angulata, 4501 nucleotides long. RefSeq names its product transmembrane protein 64-like. The transcript is spliced from 5 exons. The coding region runs from base 599 to 1645 and encodes 348 amino acids. Lineage: Eukaryota; Metazoa; Mollusca; Bivalvia; Ostreida; Ostreidae. The record is from RefSeq and is a predicted model, not a curated record.